Messenger RNA from Eimeria acervulina, 3234 nucleotides. RefSeq lists its product as hypothetical. Gene Ontology annotation, molecular function: calcium ion binding; protein binding. Lineage: Eukaryota; Apicomplexa; Conoidasida; Eucoccidiorida; Eimeriidae. The coding region runs from base 1 to 3234 and encodes 1077 amino acids. The transcript is spliced from 11 exons. The record is from RefSeq and is a predicted model, not a curated record.
AUGCAGUACUCUCAAGCACAGUUGCAGCCAUCUCCGUCUUAUAAUUUUGCUGCAGCCCCAGAAAAUGUCGUUGGGGGCCCCCUAAUGAGUAUGGGGCCCCCCGGGGCCCUUGACUUCCCGCAGCAGCAGCAGCAGCAGCCGCAGCAGCAGCAGCUAGCAUUGCCUUUUGAUUCGAGCUUCACUCUUCCGGGGGCCCCUGUUGGGGGCCCCCUCCCUGACGAUGCUUUUGGUUCACCGUACCCACCUGAGGGGGCCCCCUCUUCUUCUAUAGGGGGCCCCCCAAUGGGGGCCCCCUCUCCAAUGGGGGCCCCAUCUCCAAUGGGGGGCCCCCCAAUGGGGGGGGCCCCCACUUCAAUGGGGGGCCCCCCAAUGGGGGGGCCCCCCUCUACUAUGGGGGGCCCCCCUUCUUCUUCUGUAGGAGAUUCUUCAAGCUUGAGGGCCCCCUCAUUUGGCUUAGGGAUUCAAGCUGAUGGAGGGGGUGGGUCGUCGGGUGCUGCUGCUGCUGUACCGGUUUUAUCUGCAGCAGAAGUUGAAGUGUAUGGGGAGCUCUGGAAAGAAGCUUUAGCACAGGGGGGCCCCCGAGGUGCUGCUGCUACUGACGCCCUACCUACUUAUCUUAAUGGUGCUGCUGCUGCUGCUUUUCUUGAGGGCAGCGGGCUGCCGCAGGAAACGCUUCAUACUAUUUGGGGCCUUGCAGAUGUCAACAAUGAGGGCAGAUGCAGCAGCAGCAGCAACAGCAGCGCUCUGAGUGAGAAAGAACGCCAGCUGAUCGUCCGGAGCCACAGCAGCAGCAGCAGCAGCAGCAGUAGGAUUGUGUGUAUGUGUGUGUGCGCAGCAUUCCUGUCCAGUGCUUCUGCUGCUGCUGCAGUAUCGUAUGCACCGUCAGCAGAAGAGCUGCAGCAUUAUGUGUCUCUCUUUACUGCAGCAGAUACUGCUGGGAGGGGUUCUAGUCUCUUGUCUGGUGUUGAGCUGAAGCCGCUGCUUGCUGCUUCAGGGCUUCCUGCUGCUGAUCUUGCUGCAGUUUGGGCAGCUGUUGAUGCUGAUGGAGACGGCUGCCUUUCUUGCUACGAAUUUGCUGCUGCUAUGUCUCUUGCUAAUAAACGCAGACAAGGUGUACCUGUGCCGCUCUUGCUUCCGCAAGAGCUGCAGCCUCAGGUGCUGCAGCAGCAGCACAAGCGAAUGCAGCAGCAGCAGCAGAUGCAGCAGCAGCAGCAGCAGGCGCUUCCAGAUUGGGGUUCAGGGUUCGAUGCAUUUGCAGAUACAACAGAUGCUACUGGUGCAUCUGCAGCAGCAGCAGCAGCAGCAGAUGCCGCAGCAGAUGCAGCAGCAGAAGCAGAUAGCAGCAGCAGCAGCACUGCAGCAGCAAACAAGGACAGCAGCAGACGCAAGGCACGUAGCGCCUCACCACGAAGCAGCAAAACGAGGGCACAGAGCAGCAGCAACGAAGGAACUGCAGCAGCAGGCAAGCGGGCCGGCCGCAGCAGCAGCAGCAAACGCCGCGAGCAGCGACACAAACAGCACCAGCAGCAGCAGCAGCAGCAGGAUGAUGAUGGAGACAAAGAAGAGACAGGCUUCAGCGCCGCUUGGGGUGAAGAAGGUGAGUGGGCUUCAUCAGAAGAAGAUCUCUUCCGUAGCAGCAACGAAGAGCAGCAGCAGCAGCAGCAGCAGCAGAACGAGUUGCUGCAGCAGAAACUGCAGCAGCAACUGCAACACCACCGCAAACAGCAGCAGCAGCGCCACGGAAGCUAUGAAGACCAAGAGCUCGAGGACAGCUUCUCUAUUGACUUGCCUUCUCCGCUGCUGCAGCAGCAGCAGCUGCUGCAGCAGCAACGCAAACAGCAGCAGCAGCAGCAGCAAGGCAGAAAUGGCCUUCAUGAGGGGGGGCGCGAAACAGCAAACUCAGCUGUGGCUCUUCUAGAGAGUGUUGUUGAGUGCGACAAGCGUCUGGCGACUCUGAUGGGGGUUGAAGUGGAUCUUGCUGCUGACGAGUUGCUGCAGCUGCGCUCGGUUGCUGCUGCACUGCAGCGGCAGCUGGUUACAGAGAAGCAGCAGCUAGCAGCAGCAAUAGACAGACGUAAGGAGUUCGAAGUGCUGCUGCAGCGGGAGAGAGCGAAGCUGCACAAACUUCAGGAAGCAAGAAGAGGCCACUACCAAGAGGAGCUGCUGUUCUUGCAGCAGCAAGUUGCUGCAGCAGAAGCAGAUUUAAGGGCUCUUGCUGAUGCAGCAGAAGGGACUCGCGUGCAGCAGCAGCAGCAGCAGCAGCAACUCGAGGCCCUUGACGCAGAAAGAAGAGGAGCUUUGGAGACCUUAAAAGCUGAGAAGGAUCUGCUGGCGAGAGAAGAAAGAGAAAUAGAAGAGAUGAAAUUGCUGCUGCAACGAUUACGGCGGGAGAAGGCAGAUGGACAGUCGCAGCAUGCAGUGCUGCAGGAGAAGCUCCGACAGACUGAACACGACGUGGUGCUGCAGCGGUCUGCCUUAGACUCAACGCAUGCGGAGACAAUAUCUACGCUGCAGCAGCGGCUGCAGCAGCAGCAGCAGAAGCAGAAGCUUGUUGCAGGGCUAAACCAACACGCUCAGGAAACUUGGGCUUCCCAGCGUUUGCAGGCGUUGGACGCCAGUCAUUCUUUCGGCGGCCGUCGGGGUGCUCCGUCUGCUGCUGCUGCUGCUGCUGCUGCUGCUGCUGGGGGUUGGGGAGCAGCAGACAGCCAGCAUAGACGAGACCCUAAGGGGGUCCCUUCAGGCGGAGGAGGCGGCUUCUUUCUCUCAGCUUCAAACAGCCUCAAUCAACGAGAUCUAGAGCCAAGCCCUCCUCCUCCCAACUGGCGAACAUUUAAGGCUGCUGCUGCUGCUGAGCCGGGGUUGCUGCGGGGUAGCACUGGAGCAGCAGCAGCAGCAGCAGCAGCGUUGGGUAUAAGCGAUCUCCCUGGGCUUCCUUCAUCUGCUGCUGCUGAUAGCAGCAGAGACCUGCGGAGGCAGUUAGAAGGCUUCUCUAUCGAUAGUGUGAAGAGCGAUGCUGCUUUCGGCGAUUUGCCCCACUUGGGCAGUCGGCGCGGGGAUGCGCAGCAGACGGCUUUCGGCGAGCGGCUCAUCUCCUUGAAGAGCAGCACUACCUCUCCGGCAUACAAACGCCUUCCUUUGGGGCUCGUUCAUAGUGCUGCUGCGCAGCAGCAGCAGCUGCUGCUGCAACAGCAGCAGCAGGAACACCAGCAGCAGCAGGAACAGCAGCACCAAUGA